Nomascus leucogenys (northern white-cheeked gibbon) is the source of this 4545-nucleotide messenger RNA. Its product is annotated as olfactory receptor 2D2. The transcript has a single exon. The coding region runs from base 2343 to 3290 and encodes 315 amino acids. Gene Ontology annotation, biological process: G protein-coupled receptor signaling pathway. Gene Ontology annotation, cellular component: membrane. Lineage: Eukaryota; Metazoa; Chordata; Mammalia; Primates; Hylobatidae. The record is from RefSeq and is a predicted model, not a curated record. Gene Ontology annotation, molecular function: olfactory receptor activity; G protein-coupled receptor activity.
GCAAACAAAAUGUUAAAAUUAAGUAACAUAUCUUCAAAACUGAGAAGGAAUAUAGAGUUCCUUUUAGGGAUUAGGUAAGAGGCUUUCAUCCUUUCAAAGAUUUUAGAGUUCGGUGGCACUGGUUUUUAUUUUACUAUUGAAUCAACAUCCACACCUCCAUUUACCUGAUAUAACGGUAAUAUUGUGUAACCAUUACAUUUAUAUGAUUUGAUAUGAGACUGUUUUUGUUUUGACAGAUUUUCCUAGAUGUGUAAAAGAGAAGAAUAACAUAAAGAAAAUGUGUAUUUUGAGUUAAAAAAGAAGCUUUUAAAUAAUUAAUUGGUACAUUGUAAAGUAAAACAGUAAGGUGAAAUUGUUUUCAGGCUUCUUCCUCUGGUGGUUAAAAUAAAAGUGGAGAAGAGAAAAGAAAUUAGGUCAAACUUUUCCCAGAUUGGUUGUUAGUGGUAACUUUGGCCCAGGACAACUAAAUUCCUGCCUGGAGAAAAGAUGUUGUAGGAGAAAUCCCAGGAAGUGAGGAAAGGAGUGUAGAGUCCAUGGCUAACCAGUAGUGGGCAAAGGUGGAAGGAUUAUAAAUUGGAUUUUGUCAUACAGGUGAUGCAUGUUGGACUAAGCUGUUUGCUUAAGGCGAUCUGCCUACAAAGUGAGCGAGGAGCAAUGCUAAAAAUCUAAAGCACCAAACAGUUAAGUAGAAGUGCAAAGGGACCUUCCUCCCAAUGCCAAAUUCCAACUUUAGUCUGAAGACCGAUUAGGAAUUGAAAUCUUUCAUUUCUUUGAUUCACAGACCAAUCCAGAUGCUGAGACUCUGUUACUAGAUUAUGUAGGGUGUAAUUAUGUCUUUUUUUUUUUUUUUUAAGAAAUCUCCUGGGGAUUCCUGUAACCCAAGUGAGUUCUGCAACUUGGAGUAAAAUGUUACGUCUUUAUUUUUAUUUUCCCGUAACUGAAAGUUGAUGUUUCCUUCCAAUUUGAAUGCAAGUAACCAACCCACACCAAUAUUAGAAGUAUUUAUGACUUGGUCAGCAGUAGUAAUUAUAAGAAUUUUUAUAUUGUAUUGCAGUUGUUAAAGAGAUCUCCAAAUAUUUAAGCUCAUCAUUAUUUUGAAAUGAAGAUGGUUAUUGGACCCACCACUACAUUUCAAAAUUUUAGUGUAUUGAUAAAGAGGCACAUAUAUUGCUGUUUACAAAUCUGUUUUCUAAAAUUAUUUUGAUAACUGUAUUUUGAUAUAACUUGUUUCCUUGGUAAUCCUAUACACUUUAUUUGAUGUAUUUAAAACAUUAUUCUGAGAUACUUUCACCAGACAGUUAAAGGAUUGAUAGCCCAACCCGUGUAUAGGAUCUUAAACUUUACACUUUAAAGUAAAUUUGUUUCCCUUCUUUUUGGAACAACUCCACAAAAUUGGAUUAUUAUUUCCAAAUUAUUUUAAAUCUCUCUAGGGAUAUUGGCAAACCUUCUAAACAACUCUGCUUAAUUAUGCGAUCAAAUUGUUAUUUGUUUAAUGAAUUAAUGGUCAUUUAUGAAAUGAAGUUCUUUGCUAUGUCUUAUAAAGGACACAGAGGUGAAAAAGACAUGGAAACUAUUUUCGAAGGAACUUUUACUUUUGCGGGGGGAGUGGACAGCUAAUGCAUAUAAUUUUUAGCAGAGAGAGCUGGAGAGUAGUACUGUUUGGGCUGAGUAUGAAACUAGCCACGCUGGUGGCUUAAAAUGAAAAUUCUGUUUUGAUGAUGUGUCUGUUAUGUUGGAAGUUCAUUCACAGUUGAGACUGAACAAAACUCAAGCUGAGGCUUCAGAUAGGAUUCCCAAGGGUAUCCUGAGUUACUCUUUGGUUUCCCAGCUCCUAUAAGACAGGUUAGUUUCUUAAAUAAAACAUACCAGUACUUUGGCUCUUUCCGAUUUCUUAUACCUUCGUGUCUGUCCUUUCGGGAAAAUACAACAGAAAGCUACAUAAUCAUAAGUGGGGAAGAGGAGAUGUGACAAGAUCACUUAAGACUCAGGGGUUUUAGUUAAGAACAAACAGAAAUUAAAUGGCAGGACUUUAUGGAUGAAUUCAGUCUGUAUUUAAUAUUGUAUUAUUAAAAGUGUGGUAUUCGGAGAAAAAUUAUUUUAAAAAUCUACUCUAUUCUUGCCAGAUGACACCAGCAAUGAAUGCAACAUCUUUUAAAGUUUGUUUUACAACACUGAAAAUGUUCCAAUGAAAGAAACAUGAUCAUCUUAUGAAGGGGGUUCUUGAAAUUUUCAGUAGCAAUUGGGGCAGUUCCUAAGCCUGCACUUCUGAAUUAUAUAAUUUUAUAGGUAUGCAUGUCUAUGGUUAGCACAUAGUGACUUGUUACUGAAAAGGACAACAAACUAUGAGACAGAUAAAUCAGACACAAGUGACAGAAUUCCUCCUUCUGGGACUCUCUGAUGGGCCACACACCCAGCAGCUGCUAUUUAUCUUAUUCUUGGGUGUCUACCUGGUCACUGUGCUUGGAAAUCUGCUUCUAAUGUCCCUUGUUCAUGUUGACUCCAGACUUCACACACCCAUGUAUUUUUUUCUCUGCAACUUGUCUCUGGCUGACCUCUGUUUCUCUACCAACAUAGUUCCUCAGGCACUAGUCCACCUGCUUUCCAGGAAGAAGGUCAUUUCAUUCACACGUUGCACAGCUCAACUUCUCUUUUUCCUCAUUUUUGGGUGUACACAGUGUGCCCUUCUUGCAGUGAUGUCCUAUGAUCGUUAUGUUGCAAUCUGCAAUCCUCUGCAUUACCCUAGCAUCAUGACCUGGAAAGUGUGUGUCCAGCUGGCAACAGGAUCAUGGACCAGUGGCAUUCUGGUGUCUGUGGUAGACACCACCUUCACACUGAGGCUACCCUACCGAGGCAGUAACAGCAUUGCUCAUUUCUUUUGUGAGGCCCCUGCACUAUUGAUCUUGGCAUCCACAGACACCCACGCGUCAGAGAUGGCCAUUUUUCUUAUGGGGAUUAUGAUUCUCCUCAUACCUGUUUUUCUGAUUCUGAUAUCCUAUGGCCAUAUCAUAGUAACUGUGGUCAAGAUGAAGUCAACUGUGGGGAGUCUCAAGGCAUUUUCUACCUGUGGCUCCCACCUCAUGGUGGUCAUAAUUUUUUAUGGAUCAGCAAUUAUCACUUACAUGACACCCAAGUCUUCCAAACAGCAGGAAAAAUUGGUGUCUGUUUUCUAUGCAAUGGUGACUCCCAUGCUUAAUCCCCUCAUAUAUAGCCUGAGAAACAAGGAUGUGAAGGGAGCUCUGAGGAAAGUAGCCACAAGGAAUUUCCCAUGCAGGCUUGGAAUCUCACACUGACAGUGAGCUCAGAGAACCUUUUGGCUUCCUACUUCAAAGACUUGCUGGGAAGACAUGGAAUCAACCCAGGUGGAUUGGAUUUUUUUAAAUGUACAUUGGCACACUUGGUUUCUCAAGUCACCUGCUUGGCUCCCUUCCAAGUUGUACUUUGCUUCUUUUUUCUCCUUUGCUUUUCCUUCCUUACUGUUCUAAAGCUUUUUAAUAAACUUUCCCUCCUGCUCUGAAAACAAAAGUACAUAUACACCAUGGAAUACUAUGCAGCCAUAAAAUAGAAUGAAAUCAUGUCAUUUGUAGAAACAUAGAUGCAGCUUGAAACCAUUAUCCUGAGUGAACUAGCACAAAAACAGAAAACCAAAUACUUCAUGUUCUCACUCAUAAGUAGGAACUAAACGUUGGGUACAUAUGAAGACAAAGGUGGGAACAAUAGACAUUGGGGACUACUAGAUUAUGGGAGGGAGGUGGAAGGGUUUAAAAAACUACCUAUUACCUACUCACUACCUGGGUUAUGGAUCCAUUUGUACUCCAAAUCUCAGCAUCACGUGAUAUACCUCUGUAACAAACCUGCGUGUGUACCCUCGAUUUUAAAGUAAAAGUUGAAAAGAAGAAAAAAAUGCACAUUAGAUUUCAGAUUUUCACACCUAUAUGAAAAUAGAAUAUAAACCAUGUCAUUAGUAAUUUUAUGUGGAUGACAUGACAAUAAAAUAGUAUUUUGAUAUAUUGGAUAAAAUAAAAUUAUAUUAUUAAAGAUUUGCUGGGUAGCCCUCUUCUUUGUGAAUCUAAAAUAUAGUAAGACUUAAAGUGAUGGAUAUGGUAAUUACCCCAAUUUGAUUAUUAUACAAUGUUUCCAUGCAUUGAAACAUCACACUGUAUUCCCAAACUAUGUAUAAUGAUGUCAAUUGUAAAUUUUAAAUUAAUAAAAAAUAUGGUAAGAUUCUUAUUCUUGGGCCUUAUCCGUAGACACACCCUCUAUCCUUCAUCCUGCGUUUCUUUCAUAGAAGGAGAAGGACAAUAAUUCAUGGAGCAAUUGGAAGGAGGAUACGCUUCCUUCUGGUUGGUCCUUUGACACCUAAGGGUUGAGAAAUCCCCUGAGAAACACACACAUUUUAUAAGCCUUGUAAAAUCUAUCUUUUUAAUAAUGCUGUGUAUUAUCAACUAUCUAUUUCAGAUCUUACUCCAAGUCCUUUAUCUUUUGGUACUUCUGAAUCUCUCUGCAUCAUCAAAUGAUCAAUAAAUAAACAGACAUUACUGAAUCACU